Messenger RNA from Acanthoscelides obtectus, 1421 nucleotides. Lineage: Eukaryota; Metazoa; Arthropoda; Insecta; Coleoptera; Chrysomelidae. The record is from the annotation of a GenBank genome assembly.
AUUAUUCUGAAGCACCUACAUUACAGUUUCCUUCAAUAGCGGCAAAAUAUUAUUUUGUUUUUGUGCGUUAGAUGGCGCGAUUAAAUAAGUGUUUCUCAUCUAUGUGAAACCCAGAGAAUCGUGUAACUUUAUUUCCUUUCCUAUCAUUAACUUUAUAGGCUAUAUUUCUUUUACUUUGGAGUGUUCAAUACGCAUGGUUUAUCCAAAUUAGUGUUGUACGUGUCAAUCUAAAUAUGCCUAAAGAAAAGGAGUCGUUAUAUACCCGAAAAUACCGAGUUGCUUGGGAAUCCGAUGCUGAACUUAAAGGAUGGAUUGGUCCUGUAUUAGCAGAUGAGACAAAGUCGCUUUGUAAGAUAUGUAAAUGUACUUUAGCUGCACAUAAAAAAGACUUACUGCUUCACGGUAAAAGUAAGAAACAUCAAGAGGCGGAGAAAAGAUCUUUGACUGGCUCGAGUAAAAAAAUUACUGAGUUUAUGAAAAAAGAUAGUAAAUAUUCAUUGAUUAUAGAUGAGAGCACUGCAGUCGAUUCCACAAAAAUGCUAUGCGUUAUGAUAAAAUAUUUUAGUAAAAAGCAAACUAAGAUUGUUACGACUUUCUACAAACUUAUCGAAAUUGAAAAGGGAGAUGCCAUAACUAUCUCGGCUGCGGUGACAAAACAACUGGAGCUAGACGGUUUAAAAUUAGGGAAUCUAAUAGGAAUCGGUGUGAAUGGAGCCAAUGUUAUGGUUGGAGCGCAUAAUUCAGUAGCUUCUUUUUUGAAAGCAAAGAAUAAUGAACUUGUUAUUAUUAAGUGCGUCUGUCAUUCUCUGCAUUUGGCAGCAGAGUAUGCAUUUAAACUUCUACCUCGUCAUUUGGACUUUAUAAUCAAGGAAUGCCACAAUUGGUUCUCUUGUAGUACAAAAAGGCAAAUAGCAUACAAACAAAUAUUUGAAACACUGACGGAUCAAAAACCACUAAAAAUUGACCAACUAUCAGGAACCAGAUGGCUAGCCAGAUACAAUGCGAUAGUUAAAAUUCUAGAACAAUGGGAUGCAUUAAAAAUACACUUUGGUAUAGUAAAAGAUAAUGAAAGACCGCCUCGGGGAAGUUUGGAUGUUGCAGUAGGUAUAUUAGAUAAUACGUUGUCCACCUUAGCACCGUCUAAUGAAUGCAUCUUGGUACUUGAUGACCUCAACGUUAAUUUCUUUAUUGAUAAUAAGAUUAAUCAGUGCUUUCAAUCUUACAGCCUGCACCAGUUAUUGAAUGAACCAACUCGAAUAAUUGAUCAUUCUUCAACGCUUUUAGAUCCGAUGCACAAAGAUGUUCCAAAAAACAUCACUACGAUAGGUCUCUUAACAUACAUUGAACGCGAGAGGGGCGAUCAUCGAUAUAAUUCCACAACAAAAGUAUACCUGUUGACGUCAAGUGAAGUGAAGAUAUAA